Symbiodinium pilosum is the source of this 1092-nucleotide messenger RNA. Lineage: Eukaryota; Dinophyceae; Suessiales; Symbiodiniaceae. The record is from the annotation of a GenBank genome assembly.
AUGGAAGAGGAUGGUCAUCCGAGCAAUGCCGCCGCAGUCGCAGCCUCCCCAAGGCGUGCACGCUUCGAGGAAAGGCUCAAAUUCCUUCCAGUUGCCUACAUGGUUAUCGCAAUGUUGUUGCUCGCUUGUAUCUACCUGCAGUAUCACAUCUCUCCGCUCUUGUCCCGCAAAGCGGCACACCUCCAGAUGCCUGAUGCCGCAGCGGCAGGUGAGCUCCGAGGCCUUAUCCAGUUGAGCAUGUUCGUACCCAUCACUGUGUUGCUGGCGAUCUGCUAUGUACGUAGCAUUUUGACGCAUCCUGGCGAGAUCCCUGAUGAUCCUAAAUGGGAGUAUAUGCCCAGGGAUAAGUCGGUCGUGCUGGCACCAUUGAGCUUACAGGAGACCAAGAAAUCCGGGGAGCGAAGGCACUGCAAGUGGUGUGGGAAGUACAAGCCUGACAGAUGCCAUCAUUGCCGAGUUUGCCGCACAUGCAUUCUGAAGAUGGACCAUCACUGCCCGUGGAUCUACAACUGCGUUGGCUGCUUCAAUUACAAGUUUUUCAUCUUGUUGCUCUUUUAUUCCGCCUUGGACUGUCAUCUCAUCAUGUGGUCGAUGAGCGAGUCUGUUCUUCGUUGCGUUAACAUUGAGCAGACGCCCUUCCAAGAAAUGUUUAUCAUCUUGUUUGGCGAGUUCUUGGCGUUCAUCUUGGCCUUCCUAGUUAGCGCUUUCCUGGCUAUGCACCUAUGGCUCAUUUCAAGAGGUUUGACAACCAUCGAGUUCUGUGAGAAGUCGCUGCCGAAGGAUGGGCAGCCUGCUGAACGCAGCAUGAAGUCUGUGUACAACUUGGGACUCUAUGGCAAUUUCCGGGCUGUGCUCGGCAACAGCGUUGCUGUUUGGUUGCUUCCACUUGGAAUGCCUGAGGGUGACGGCAUCACCUUUGUGUGUGAUGAAACAUGCCUCACCAAGGACAUUGAUGCAACAAAUGGCAUCCGACGCAAGACACAUCAAGUCGCCCAGCGGCAGAGGCCAUUCUCCUACGGGUCCGAUGCGUCAGAACUGCAUCGGAUGGGCAUGAAUUUCCCGGUCUUCAACCACACUGAUGCACAGCCAUAA